Messenger RNA from Lathyrus sativus (Indian pea), 456 nucleotides. Lineage: Eukaryota; Viridiplantae; Streptophyta; Magnoliopsida; Fabales; Fabaceae. The record is from the annotation of a GenBank genome assembly.
AUGAGCGACGGAGGUGCAAAACGACAAGGCGGAAGACCAUUACCGCCGCCGCCAAGAGGUCCUCCUCCGCCAUCCUCUCGCCCUCGCCUCGAGCCCGUCGAUCGCGAAAAGACUUGCCCCUUGCUCUUGCGUGUUUUCACUAAGAUUGGAAGUCAUCAUACAAUGGAUGAUUUUUCGGUUAGAGGGAAAGAACCUAAAGAUGAAGUUCAGAUUUAUACUUGGAAAGAUGCUACACUCCGAGAAUUAACCGAUCUUGUCAAAGAAGUGGCUCCUGCUGCAAGAAGAAGAAAUGCAAAGCUCUCUUUUUCUUUCGUGUUUCCUGAUAAAAAUGGUCGUUUCAAAGUUCAAGAGGUGGGUAAGACAUUAUCUUUUGGAAAUGGAAGAUUAGAUGAUAACAAGGCUUUAGCAGAGCUUGGUUUUGAGAUUGGUGAUUACUUGGAUGUUGCUAUUCUAUAG